Molecule: messenger RNA, 219 nt
Organism: Colletotrichum truncatum
Lineage: Eukaryota; Fungi; Ascomycota; Sordariomycetes; Glomerellales; Glomerellaceae
Source: RefSeq, a predicted model, not a curated record
AUGUACUACCGUCUAGUGACAUUGGUGGUCGAGGCGAAAGUCUGUUUGAUGGAGCCCAUGCUCGGGGUUGUAUUAUCCCAUUUACUAUACUUUUACCAUGGCGAGGGGGAUCCGUGUUUGUUUAUUAAUGCUGUGAAAUUAUCCCCCCCCCCCUCAUUGCGUAUAAGCAGCGAAAAAGAAACAGAGCGAGAACGUACAGAGUGCCAUCGUUUGCUUUAG